AUGUGCCCGACGGCUGUGCCGAGCCGCGUCUCGCCGGUUGCUGCUGCUGCCGCCGCCGAUAUCGCGGGUUCCUCAGAAUCGACAGUCAGCCUCGUGGCAGAUGUGGACAAGAAAAACUCGCAAUACAAGCAGAUCUUUCUGGAGCGCUUUCGCAAGAAGCUUCAGUCGGACAAGACGGGCAUGAACAACUUGGAGAGUUUUGUGGAGCUGCCCGAGGGUGUCGCGCCGUCGGCGGCGUCGAUUGGUCCUAUCAAGCGGGGAAGUGAGCCACUCCCGCCGUGGAUAAAGCUAAAGGUGCCAAAGGGCAUGACGCACCGUCCGCGAUUCAACCGCAUCCGCCGCAGCAUGCGCGAGAAGAAUCUGUCGACCGUGUGCGAGGAGGCCAAAUGCCCCAAUAUUGGUGAGUGCUGGGGCGGCAGCGACGAGGAGGGCACGGCGACGGCCACCAUCAUGGUGAUGGGCUCGCACUGCACCCGCGGGUGCCGGUUUUGCUCGGUGCUGACAAGCCGCCGCCCGCCUCCGUUGGACCCGGAGGAGCCAGAGAAGGUCGCGGCCGCGGUGCACGAGAUGGGCGUGGACUACAUCGUAAUGACGAUGGUUGACCGUGACGACUUGCCAGACGGCGGUGCCUCGCAUGUGUGCUGCUGCAUCCAUACCAUUAAGAAGAAGAAUCCGGAGCUGAUGCUGGAGGCUCUCGUCGGCGACUUCCACGGUGAUCUGAAGCUGGUGGAGCAGUUGGCGGUUACCCCGCUGAGUGUGUACGCGCACAACAUCGAGUGCGUGGAGCGCAUUACGCCGCGCGUGCGUGACCGGCGAGCCUCGUACAGGCAGUCGCUGCAAACGCUCGAGCACGUUACGAAGUGGACCAAUGGCAACAUGCUCACAAAGAGCAGUAUCAUGCUGGGCCUCGGCGAGGAAGAAGCGGAAGUGCGGCAGACGCUGCGCGAUCUGCGCACGGCUGGUGUGUCGGCGGUGACCCUUGGCCAGUACCUGCAACCCUCACACACCCGUCUGAAGGUGUCCCGCUACGCCCACCCGAAAGAGUUCGAGAUGUGGGAGAAGGAAGCGAUGGACAUGGGGUUCCUCUACUGUGCCUCGGGCCCGAUGGUGCGCAGCUCCUACAGGGCUGGCGAGUACUACAUCAAGAACAUUCUGAAGCAACGUCAGAGCGCCGAGGGUGGAAAGGCUGCGGCGGCCGCCACCGCUGUCAACGCAGGUACUGCGAUUGCGUGA
Leishmania major strain Friedlin is the source of this 1233-nucleotide messenger RNA. Its product is annotated as putative lipoic acid synthetase, mitochondrial precursor. Gene Ontology annotation, cellular component: mitochondrion. The record is from RefSeq and is a predicted model, not a curated record. Lineage: Eukaryota; Euglenozoa; Kinetoplastea; Trypanosomatida; Trypanosomatidae. Gene Ontology annotation, molecular function: lipoate synthase activity; 4 iron, 4 sulfur cluster binding. Gene Ontology annotation, biological process: lipoate biosynthetic process. Bases 1 to 1233 code for a protein of 410 amino acids. The transcript has a single exon.